AUGGAGAGAAGAGCUUUGGCUUUGAGGGAGAUGAUCAAGAAGCAUUGUCCUAAGAAGGAGAAUCUGGACCCUCGAAAGUGGGUGACAGAGGAGACCGUGAGGGGCUUUGCUGACUUCAUAACCAACAAGCACUCGGACAAAGAGACAGACAACAGCUUUGACAACAAAGAGAUGUUGCUCGAUGCAGAGAAGCAGUUUAUGGAAGCAGCUAAGAGGAAUGAUGUGGAGACCAUGAAGACUCUUGUAAAGGGACUGAACGCCAAUGCAAAGAAUGUGCAUAAUAGGACUGCCCUUCACUAUGCAGUAGCUGGCAAAAACAAGGAAGCUGUCCAACUCCUUCUACAGCGCAGGGUCAAGGUGGACCAAAAGGAUAAGUAUGGCGUGGCACCCAUUCAUUUGGCUGCCUGGUUUGGCAGUUUGGAGAUCCUGAAAUUAUUAGUGCAGGCUGGGGCUGAACACAAGGUUGAGAACGAGGAAGGACUGAACAUUAUGCACUGCGCUGCUAUCAACAACCACACUGAAAUUGUCGAGUAUAUUAUUAAUGACCUACAGAUGAAAGAACUAGACAAAGAUGACCAGUCAGGGCAUCGCGCAUUUGCAUUGGCGGCAAAGCAUGGGUGUGUGGAAAUGUUAGAGAUGCUGAUGGAGCCAUACAAAAUGGCCACCGUGAAGCCCAACAAGAGAGGUGACACGCCCCUGCACUUAGCUGCCAGCAACGGCCACUUGGACGCCAUCCAACUGCUGCUGCAGAGCUUUGAUACUCGGGAUGAAGUCAAUAUGGAUGGUGAGACGGCUCUGUACCAGGCGGCGGACAACGGACAGGAAGAAUGUGUCCUGGCCCUGCUGGAGGCUGGCUGUGACCCCGACAUCCUCACAAUGGCCAAAUGCAGCGCUCUCCAUCCAGUUUCAGAAAGAGGAGACACAUCUAUUGUCCAAAUCCUUUUAGAGUACAAAGCCUUUACUGACUUUCAGAAUCAGCACCUAGCGGCUCCUCUCCACCUGGCAGUGAAGAACAGUCACAUCCCUGUCAUCCAUUCUCUACUGGAUGCUGGCUGCAACAUUAAUGUCACCGAUAAGAGGUCCCGGACUGCUAUGCAUCUUGCUGCAGAGCUGGCCAGAAUAGAAGUAGUGGAGAUGCUUCUUAAAGCCGGGCUGGAUCUGACACUCCAGGACAGGCAGGGUAAGACGGCUCUGGGUACGGCAGCCAGAGCAGACGAGGUGAUUAUUGUGGACAUGAUCAUCAAAGCAGAGAGAUACUACGCCUGGAAGACGGCCAACCCUGAGCUUAAUGAGAGUGUUCACAGCGAGUAUCCGCUAACGUUUAAGCUCGACCACCGCUUUGGGACCAGGCAGCUCCGUUCGAUGGCCUGGCGCCUGGCGUACAAGCUCCUGAAACCAGGAGACUGGAAAAGACUGGCAGAACACUGGGGCUUCACUAAGGACCAGGUGUCUGCCAUUGAGGAGCAGUGGACAGGUCAGCACAGCUACCAAGAGCACGGGAACAGGAUGCUGCUGAUCUGGCUCCACGGGGAGGAGUUGGCUCAAAAGAGCCCUGCCAAAGAACUGUACCAGGGCCUCAUCCUCACAGGGAACACAAAAGCUGCAGAUAAGAUUCGGACGGAGGCAGUGACUGCCAGCAAAAAGAGCUGCAGCAUUUCAUGAAGACAAAAUUAACUCCAUG
Seriola dumerili (greater amberjack) is the source of this 1681-nucleotide messenger RNA. It is a transcript of the gene ankdd1b, whose product is annotated as ankyrin repeat and death domain containing 1B. Gene Ontology annotation, molecular function: protein binding. The record is from RefSeq and is a predicted model, not a curated record. Lineage: Eukaryota; Metazoa; Chordata; Actinopteri; Carangiformes; Carangidae. The coding region runs from base 1 to 1662 and encodes 553 amino acids. The transcript has 15 exons. Gene Ontology annotation, biological process: signal transduction.